AUUUUACGGUGUUUUCGGUAAAAUGUGAGUUUUUGGGCUGAAACCGGAGCGAAGCCGAGCAGAGAAGAACCGUUUUAUCAUGACCGGAAAGAUUUAACCUGACAGGACGCUCCAGCAGAGCUUCCGUCCCGCCGACGAGAUCAGCAGCAGAACCAGAACGUUUGUCCUCCCUAAGAGCCAUGGGCCGGCUGGAUGACGCUGCCAAACACAAGGUGGUGGAGCUGCGGAAGGCUGGUCUGAGUUUCCGUAAGAUCAAAGCUGUGCUGGAGCUGGAGAACAUCAAGGUGUCUGCUCAGGCCAUCUACCUGUUCCUGAGGGAGUUCCAGGGGAGGCCUCCAGGGCGGGUGAGGCCUGCGGAGGCUGGAAGCAGCUCAUCUCCAGCCCAGAUGCAGCCUCGAACCGGGCCGAUGCAGGAGAGCUGGAGCGGCGUUCAUCUGCAGAACCUGCUGCGGGACUCGUCUCACCACGCCAGCUUCACACCUGCAGACGUUCCCAAACAGACUUCUACAAAUUCAGAAGCUGGUGCAAAUUCAUCUGGACCUGCAGAGAACGUCGGAGGCAGUCAGUCAGAACAGCAGCAUGAAGGAAACAAGGAGGAGAACGACAUCCAGAUCGUCAGCGUCACGUCUCUGGCCCAGCAGAGACCUCAGGCCUCCAGGCUGGAGGCAGGAGCUGCUUCCGUGAGGAGGAGAGUCACGCCUUCUCCAGCCACCAGCUCCAUGCUGGCGGCUAGAAAGAGACUCCUGGAUAAAGCUCUGUCCCACCGGAUGAAGUCCUUCCACCAGGUGGCGUCCUUGUUGAGGAGGGAUCAGUCCAGUGUCCCGGGUUCUGAUCUGAGGUCUGCUCUGCCUGAAACCUAUGAUCUGACCUCUGACAAGAUGGUGGUGGAGGCCCAGCCUGGAGGUGGCAGACGUUUCCUGACCCAGAGACCAGGUCUGUCUGUGCGUUCCCUCCACCCUCCUCCUCGGGUUGGGAUCCGUCUUCCAAACCGGCCGCUGGCAGCGUUGGUGUCCUCCGGUCCUGGAGCCGCCGUGAUCCGCCUCCAGGCCCCGGGCCGCAGCGAGGGGAACUCCAGUCCUCAGCAGGCGGUCCAGGACGGAGCAGCCAGAGGUCUGCCGGACCAGAUCCAGGCGCUGGGUUCAGAGGUGCGCAGCCUGAGCCUGGCGGUGAAGAUGCUGGUGGAGCAGCAGUGCCGGCUGGAGAGGGAGCAGGUCCAGCAGACGCAGGUCCAGAAGCAGAUCCUCAGCACCCUCCAGACCCUGGCCUCCAAAGUUGGACAGUGUAGCAGCGUUCAGCAGCAGCAAACCAAAACCCCGUCCCCCUCUGCUGCCCCCUCCUUCAGCCAGGACUCCUUCAGCUUCAGCCAGAGCUCCUACGCCCAGAGCCAGACCUUCAGCCCUCUGGAGGCUCUGGAGACUUCAGAGGGCUUUAAACUGCCUGGACUGAGUCCCGCCAGCAUGAACGGGUUUCCAGCUUGUAGCAGCGCUGAGAGCCUCCCCCUCAACCACUCCUCCCCCCAGCCUCAGCCGUACUACUCCCAGCAGAGCAGCCUGAUGUCCUACAGCCAGCCCUACUCCACCUUCAGCCAGCCCCAGACCUUCAGAGCAACUCACAGCAAGACGUCUGACUUCAGCAGCUGUUCAGGGAGCAGGUUCCAGGACUGCAGCGUGUCGACGGUGAGCCUGAUGACGUCUCCACAGCCGACCCAGGACCAGCAGGUCAGCAGCAUCAAGGUGGAGGGGCCGUAGGAGGUCCAGAUGUCUGGGACCAGAAGGGUGGAGGGGCCGUAGGAGGUCCAGAUGUCUGGGACCAGAAGGGCUGAGACGGCUUCAUUGGACUGGUGGUUGUCAAGGCUCGUGUUUUUAACCAAUAAUGUAGCAUUUUUUAACUAAUUUAUUUCCACAGUGAAUUUUCAGACAUGAAAAGCAAUAGAAUAAAAAGUGAUUCCAGAUUUCUGUCCCUAGAACGGUGUCAGACUGUCUGCUGAUUUCAUAAUAAAGAGCUGAUUUAAAA
Amphiprion ocellaris (clown anemonefish) is the source of this 2013-nucleotide messenger RNA. RefSeq lists its product as uncharacterized. Lineage: Eukaryota; Metazoa; Chordata; Actinopteri; Pomacentridae. The record is from RefSeq and is a predicted model, not a curated record. The transcript has 4 exons. The coding region runs from base 180 to 1748 and encodes 522 amino acids.